Messenger RNA from Monodelphis domestica (gray short-tailed opossum), 1202 nucleotides. The record is from RefSeq and is a predicted model, not a curated record. NCBI's taxonomy places the organism in Eukaryota, Metazoa, Chordata, Mammalia, Didelphimorphia, Didelphidae.
UGCCGCCAUGGCUACCAUGGAGGACAGAGAGGAGCCUGGAGACAAGAUGUUCUCCCUUAAGAAGUGGAACGCAGUGGCCAUGUGGAGCUGGGACGUGGAGUACAAAAUGUGCGCCAUCUGCCAGGUCCAGGUGAUGGAUGCCUGUCUUAGAUGUCAAGCUGAAAACAAACAAGAUUAUGUUGUUGUCUGGGGAGAGUGCAUCCAUUCCUUCCAUAAUUGCUGCAUGACCCUGUUGGUGAAACAGAACAAUCACUGCCCAUUGUGCCAACAGGACUGGGUUGUCCAGAGAAUAGGCAAAUGAAAGUCCAGGGCUUCGUUGAGUGCUGCGGUCUGAGGACCUCAGUGUAAGGGAUAGAGCACUCCAAAGAUGGCAUCAUUUCAUUUGAUUUGGACACUUGCUGAAGUAAGGGUGCAAAAUUUGGUCUCCUUUCUUUUUAGAACUUCUCUACAAGUAAGAACAGUGUGUUAACAGAUGACAUUGCUUUGUCUUUCUUUGGCGUGAAUUGUAGAUACUGCUUAGAAAUGCCAUAUUAGAGAGAAUAGCUUCAAUGUGAAUGACUUUCCUGAUCUUAUUAAAGUCUUAGAUAAAAGGAAAUAAGAGAAUGAGUUCCAUUCAGACAAGAGGGCUUUUGCAUGUUUAUAAUUAAUCAUUAAAAGUUAUUGCCAUGAAUAAAAGAGUAUUUAAAUCUAAUCCAUGAACAGGGAUGGUUAGGUACUAAUGGUACCUCCCCUCUACUCCCAUUAUUUAUAAAUAAAUAAUUCAUGUAUCAUUCUUUUCAGUUAGCUAGGAUUUAGACUUUCUUUAAAAAAAAAAAAGAAAUUUUAUGGCUAACUAUCAGUAACCAGGGCAACCAAAAAUCAGAAUUCUCUUACUUUGCGAAACUGAAUUUUAAUUGUCUUAUUAAGCUGUUUAUUGGUUCUUUAGUGAAAACUAUACCCAGAAUUUUAUAAAGUCAUUGAGUUAUGAGCACAUAAGUAUUUCUAGAUCAGUCUUUUAUUUUUACCAUAUUAUAUUGCUUUAUUGGUGAUUUAUAUUGAAUAAAUAGCCAUAAGAAAAAAGUGUUUUAUUUACUUCUUAGACCGUAGAUGAGAAAAUUACAAUCUCAUAACACACUUAUUUGAUAAAUGAUUAAGGAUUCUAUUAAAUUGUUUAAUUACUUGAGCUGUGAGAUAAUAAAUAUUAAAGUAAUCUGAUUUCUGGC